This is a messenger RNA of Penicillium antarcticum, 2535 nucleotides long. RefSeq lists its product as uncharacterized. The coding region runs from base 1 to 2535 and encodes 844 amino acids. The record is from RefSeq and is a predicted model, not a curated record. The transcript has a single exon. Lineage: Eukaryota; Fungi; Ascomycota; Eurotiomycetes; Eurotiales; Aspergillaceae.
AUGGCAGCUCAUGGGACAGCAACUCACCUUCCAGCAGGUCCGAUGGCAGUGUCAGCACCACUACCAGGCAAUGAGCUACGCGAGUAUGAGAAAAUCCUGACCAUCAGCGAUGAAAUCUUCUCGGGCUCUCAUCCUCGGCUCAGGGUCCCGCAACACCUCGUGCGCAAACCCGGAUCGCGCAACGGUCAAACCGCCUCUGUUCGACCUCAGUUGCCCAAAACAGCACCGUCGAGGACUACCGUGGAGAAGGUACCUUCAUUUGAGACGACCAAUCAAUCUUACAACAGCUCGCAGAGUACCCCGGCUGGAAAUGCCCUAUCUGCGGCACCACAGUCUGCCCGUGUAGCUUCAAAACCUACAUCUGAGAUUGAUCCGAUCUUUUUGACUAAAUCAGAUGAUUUGGUUCGAGCAGAACUACAGUUACAAAGACAGAGAGUGGAGAGACAACUGCGGGAUCAAGUGGAACUGAGGAGGGUGGAAACCAAGCAGAAAACUGCGGUUCAGGACACAAAGCCAGAAUUUGACGUCUCGGAAGUUUUCAAACAGGCCCUUGAGGUGGUGAAACCCGUCUCGCUGAGCGAUUCGUCAGAGGCCAGUGGCCCUGAUGGUCCCGCAAGCGACUUUGACAACAAUUCAUAUUACUCCAGUAGAGCUCCUGAUUCGCCUUUGCAAGCUGGAGCACAACAAAAGUCUUCCCCUGUGGCUAUUGUUCCACCCGCAGGCCCUGCUCAGCAUGGCCCAGUAACCCAUUAUCCAGAUGAGUUGCAGCGACUUGAAGCUCUGAACCAGCCUGGAUCUGAUCAGGAAAUGCAAGAUGCUUACCAUGUUGCUGACCAGCGUCCCAUGUAUUCUCAGACUCAGCCCCGCUACCACAAAGCAGAGGAUCCCAACCCGUACCACGAGUCACUCCAGAUUGAGACCGCAGAUGAUUCCGAGUACUCCCCGCCUGCUCCAGCAGCGCCCCUGCCAGAUGCUCGUGACUACCCUCGUGAGAUGGAAGGUGGAAGACAACUCAGAACAGAUGUUAGAUACAUCGACCGAUCUCGUGGCCCCCAGAAACCUUCUUCCCCUGCAAACGUGAGGGUAGUUCAAAACCACAUCACAUCACCAGCAGCUCCCCGGCCAUCUCGCGUCUCGCCUCUUGCUACGGCCAAAGUUCCUCCUGUUCAGCACCUUCGCGAUGGUCGAGUUGAACCUGCUUCCGAACAAGUCUACUCUGAUCCUGAUUCUACUCGUGGCAGUCCAGCCAAUGCACCAACCCCAGUCAUCAUGUCUCGCAAGCGGCGCAGACUCCGUGAAGGUGGUGAAGAACCCCGUCAGGUAUCUUACAGGACAAGAAAUGCAGAGCCUGUGGAGACAUACAUCAAAGAGGAGCCUGUCUCCCCGCCACCUUUUGCAGACGAUCCUACCACUGUUCGCAGCCGACACCCCCAAGAGCGUCCCAUCUACAUUGAUGUGGCGUCUUCACAAUACGCCCCAGUGUACGAAAGUCGUGGUCCGCCAAUUCGAGAACCGGUGUAUGAAGUUGAUCCGUAUCACGAGCUUUCACAAGACUCCGCGCCUCCGCGCACCAUCUCUCGACUCAGCACCAGACGCCCAAUUCGAGAGGAUGCAGAUCUCCGACGAGUUGCCAGUUUACAGUAUGCUCGGCAAUCAGACUAUCCUCGUGAGUACAUGGAGGCCCCGCCACGUCCAAUGCGGGCAGCAUCGUAUGUUGUGGAACGCCCGGUUCAGGAGCGGCCCAGGUAUUACGAAGAAGCCCCUUCUUACUCCCAGCACCGUUACAUCCCUGUGGAUGACUUGCCACCACCAACCUAUCGGGAUCCUUACUACGAAGAGGCGCCCACGCCACGGAUGAUGGCACCUCAACGUCGGAUUGUGUACGAUGAGCAUGGCAACCAAUAUUACGAGGUCCAUCCAACACCAAGAUACCAACCAAUGGCUCCUCCGCCGCGACCCUUAUCUCAGAUGUCGAAGGCCGUCUACGAUGACCAAGUUCCGCACCGCACUACCAGUGUUCGCGCGCCCUCGGUUGUCCAAGACCCUUACGUUGAACGCCGCUAUUUACAGGAGAUGCCCCCGCCCCAGCCAAUCUACAGGCGAGUUGCACCGGACUAUGCCCGUCCCAUAUCUCACGCUCAUGAGAGACAACCCUACGCAACUCCCCUGGAAGGCCAUGAGCCUUACUCACGCAGCGGCAGCGUUCAAGUAGAGUACCUUCCCCCUCGCCACCCAGCUUAUCUCGACGAGCGCGGCGUGCCCCAAGAGAGAGUAAUUCGAACAGCCAGUGUUCGUCCUCCCCAGCCUCGAUAUGAGGAGCCACAUGAAAUUGACCAGCGAGUUGGCAGCGUGCGUCCACCUGCACCUGGUCGUGAAGUCAGUGUUUUCAUGGAAGGUAGACCGGUGGGAGAGUACGUCGAGAGACCAUACUACAUCAGAGACAGACGGUACUAUGACGGUGAAGGUGAAGAGGGAGACCACGUUGCAUUGGACGGCGCAAAUGAUACGGUUCAGCGAGUUCGGCAUUAUCAGUAG